Messenger RNA from Hermetia illucens (black soldier fly), 2393 nucleotides. RefSeq lists its product as uncharacterized. The record is from RefSeq and is a predicted model, not a curated record. The coding region runs from base 583 to 1851 and encodes 422 amino acids. The transcript has 7 exons. Lineage: Eukaryota; Metazoa; Arthropoda; Insecta; Diptera; Stratiomyidae.
CAUUAAAAUAAAUCAGUUGUAAUGUAAGUGUGCUAGCGAAGUCGUUUACGUACGAAACAUCUGGCUCAAAACACUUCAAGAACCCUCGCAAUCAGAAGAGUCCCGGAGGAGCUCAAUCUAUUCACGCUUGAACGGAAAAGUUUCAUAUCUAGUCUGUUAUUGCAAGCGUACGGGGGUAGAACGUUACUAAGGAAGUAAGAAGUUCGCUGAGUUCUGAACAACGUGAAAAGAUAUCUUUUCUUUACUCUACAAAUUUCAAAAUCGUUCCCAGAAAUCCCAGUACAAGUGAUACUCGUAGUAGGGAAUAUACGAAUAUAUAUAGAUCCAAUCACCUGUAAAAUGCAAUAGAUGUCAGUGAUUUAAAAGUUUAGGUGGUGUCGGGAGAAUUCUAUAGGGAAAAAUCGAUAAGAAUUUUGUGUUCGUGUGUAUUCGCAUCGUUCAUAUGAAAAGCAUCCUUUGUUCAAUCAGUUUGAUUAAAAAACUAAACAGAAAUCUUGAGGAUAAAAGUGAAUUAAAUCCAAAAUUACGGAUACAGGGGUUCAAAGUGCAUUUCGGAAUUCUGAUAUAAACACAGACGGCAGAAUGGGCGUGAAUGAAGAAACAAGUUCAACAUCGACACUAACAUUGCAACUGUUUCAGGAUAUUUUCAAGGACUCUGAUCCAGGUGUUACGAUUGAUAACUUUGAGGAAGCACGAGGGUCUGGAAAAGGAGACAACUACACGGCGGCUUUGUAUAGAGUUCACUUAAAAGGUUACUGCAGAAACUCCACAGAUGGCAAGAAGCUGAAAUGGGAGAAGAGUGUCAUUUGCAAACAAUUGCCCCACAGCGUUGUGAUACGAGAAGCUUAUAAGAGUGUCGAAUUAUUCAGAAAUGAAGUGGAAUUCUACACAACUAUCUUACCUGAACUCAUAGCAUUCCAACGGUCUAAAACAAAUGACAUUUUCAAGGCGAUACCGAAAAUUUAUUUGGCAAGAGACGACCUCAUAAUAAUGGAGGAUCUACACACUCGAAAUUUCCAAAUGCCGGAUCGUCAAAAAGGCCUUUCAGUUGAAGAAACCGAAGCAGCCCUUAAGGAAAUUGCCAAACUACAUUCACUCAGCCUCGCCUACAAAGCUAAAAACCCUAAAGGAUUUGAAAGAUUGAAGAGCUUAAUAAGAGAAGCGAUUUUUUCUAGUACGAAAGAAGACUGGUAUAAAAAGUAUUACGAGCAGUUAACGAAAAAUGCAAUUGAUAUGGUAUCAGAUGUUUUGCCGAAAAAUUCAAAGUAUGUGGAAAGUAUUACUACAUUUGCUGGAAGCUCAUCGUUCUUUAAGAGAAUUAUCGAGUUGAUUAACGUAGAGUCGGAAUUAUCGGUGAUUUGUCACGGAGAUUGCUGGACGAACAAUUUCUUGUAUCGGUAUAAUGAAGAAGGACAUGUGGUUGAAACUGUGUUAGUCGACUUUCAAUGCAUUCGAUAUGGAUCAUUAGCUCUAGAUGUUUCCAACCUAAUUUAUUGCUGCACAUCCAAAGAAAUGCGGGACAAGCAUUUGCAAUCAUUUCUAAGACUUUACACGGGAGAACUCUUCAAACAACUGAAAACACUGGGCCACCUCUCGGAAUCCUACAGCACAGAGGACAAAUGCUUCGAAUUAGUCAACUCUGAUUUAAAAACUUACGGAAAAUUUGCUCUUGGUCUAGCAAUGGAUAUACUCCCAAUGAGUACGUGUGCAUCAGAGGAUGCACCUGAUUUAUUUCAGAACAGAUCCGAGGAGGCAACAGGAGCGCCUGAAUUGAAUUUUCCCCCAAAUGAUUUAUGUCGACAGAAAAUGGCGGAGAUCGUUGUUGAUCUUGUGGACAGCGGAAUGCUAUAAGAUGGUAGUUUUAAGAUAAUUUUUAUCCACUUUAUUUUCGAAUUUAUUUCUGCACUUAAGAAGGAUUUGCAUUUAAGCACAAAAUCGACAAUCUUUCUUAUUUCGACAAUAUUGUACGAACUUUUCGUGUUCGUUUUUCUUGACUGUGUUAUGAUACUAUAGUUCAACUCAACGGCAUCAAAUUUACUAAUAAUGUUAGGCGCUUUGAAAAUUGUCAGUAAAAGAAUCAUUUCCCGGUAAUUAGGAAUAUUUCCAAUAAAACAAAACUUUUAAAAUCGUUCAGUGCCAACCAAAAAAAAUCAAUGUUGCUAAUGUAGAAAAAUUGACCCAGAUGUCCCCGCGAUUGUAGUCGAAUCUUGAUCAAAUCUUGGCAAUUACUCAAAUCAAAUCCAAUGUAGUAGUUGAAACUCGUAAUAUCAUUAAAUGAAUGUUUUAUUCUCUCAACAAGGAGAUGGUGACAUAUAAAAGUGUUGUGAUGAUAUUCCUUAAAAGAAGAAAGACUCAAUGUGAAUUUUCAAAUAAAGAUUAUAUUCGUAUCUAAA